CGUAAACACGUGUUUAUGGACCAAAGAACACCAAUACAAAGGUUAAUCGAAGAAUUACACACAGGAUCACCUGCUUAAUUGUUAGAAGUAGCAAAUCAAUGUGAAUAAUCACCAAACAUCUUAUUGACAAAAGCAAUCUUGUUAAUAAAUAAUAAGAAUUAUUAAGAAGCAUCAUUACUUUUAAAAGGACUUAAAGAUCAUUAAUAAUAUCCUUUUACAAGAUUGUACCUCUACUAUGCUGAAGGAUAAUAUCAACAGGUUGUAUCAGAAUGUAGAAAAAAUGUACCUGAAGAUCAACUUUUAAUGGGAUAAGCUUAUUUGAAGUUAGGAGAAUUUGAACAAGCUAUUUAAGUAUUUUAAAAAUUACUUAAAGAGGUAUCAAAAAUUAUCUAUUUUAAAGAAUAAAUUCCAAAAUGACUAACAAGAUAUUUUAACAAAUAUUGCGAAUGCAGCAAUUCAAUAAAAUGAUUAAAAUCAAAUGAAAUAAGUAAAUUAGUAGAUUCUUGAAUUCAUAAGAAAGAAUAAAAAUUAAUAUGCUAGAGAGUUGUUACUUAAUCAUGCACUGCUUAAUUUUUAAUUGAAUGAGUAAAUUUUAUAUUUAAUAUAAAACAUAGUCUGAAAACAGCUAAGGAACUUACAAUCAGAUUUGAAAACAUGGUCAAAGUAGAGAAUGAAUAAGAUGAAGAUUUAUUUUUAGCUCAAUUACUUUUAGAUGUUAUUAAUCCCGGAGAUUAUAAAAACAAAGUUAAACAGUAAUAUUAAUAUGUUAAUUUCUAGAUAUGAACUUUUAGAGAAGACAUCUGAGUAAGCAGUACUAUUAAAUAACUUGGCAGUAUUUUAAGAAUUUACUCAUCCACAUCAUGAUUCAUUAAAAAGAGUUGAAGAAGCAUUAUCAUUAGAUUAUAAAUUUACACCUCAAUAACUCCAUAUCUUAAAAAUUAAUAAAUCAAUUUUAUAAAUUAUUAAGAAUAGACCAACUAAAGAAUAAGGAUUACCUUUAUCUCUUUAGAUCGCUAUCAACAGAUUAAAAUGGGAAUAACCUAUUGAGGAUGUACAAUAAUAUCUUAUAUUUGCUACUAAUAAUGAUAAUACAAAUAAAGUAAUUGAAUUAUGUGAUGUAAAAAAUUGGAAUCAGAAUAAAGUGUUAAGUACUUUUAUUUUGGCUCAUAUUCUAAAAUUACCUGAUGAUACUCUAUAUUAAAAAUAAAUUUAAUUAAUUGCUUAAUAUCACAAGUCUUUAGUAUGCAAUUACUAUAUUAAACGAGGAAAUCUUGAUUAAGCUUUAUAAUACUAUACAGAUGAUUAAUAAAUCAAAAGUCAACUUGCUUUAUUAUGUAUUGAAAAAGGAUAAUUUGUCUAAGGAGCAAAAUUUGUAGAUUCUUUAUAAUUUGAUGGCAUAACUGAUAUGAAUGAGAUUGAAAACUUAGAAAAGAAUAUUGGUUUAUCAAAGAAAGUUGAAGUCUAAGUUAAAAAAAUUUAAAAGAAAAAGAAGAAGAGAAUUAGAUACCCAAAAAAUUUUGAUAAAACUAAUCCUGGCCCAUUACCAAAUCCAGAAAGAUGGCUACCUAAAUAUGAAAGAAAAGAAUGGAAAAAAAAGAAAUAAAUUCACAGUAGAACUCAAGGAGGUAAUGCAGGAAAUGAAACUGUAAACACUUUUAAAUCUAGUGGAGCUUCUACUGCAUAAGUUAGCGCUGCUUAGAGAAAAACAAAUAAAUAUAGAAAAUGA
Paramecium sonneborni is the source of this 1726-nucleotide messenger RNA. NCBI's taxonomy places the organism in Eukaryota, Ciliophora, Oligohymenophorea, Peniculida, Parameciidae. The record is from the annotation of a GenBank genome assembly.